This is a messenger RNA of Ostrinia nubilalis (European corn borer), 2571 nucleotides long. RefSeq names its product RNA polymerase I-specific transcription initiation factor RRN3 (gene Tif-IA). Lineage: Eukaryota; Metazoa; Arthropoda; Insecta; Lepidoptera; Crambidae. Gene Ontology annotation, molecular function: RNA polymerase I core binding; RNA polymerase I general transcription initiation factor activity. The coding region runs from base 496 to 2163 and encodes 555 amino acids. The transcript has 7 exons. The record is from RefSeq and is a predicted model, not a curated record. Gene Ontology annotation, biological process: transcription initiation at RNA polymerase I promoter. Gene Ontology annotation, cellular component: nucleus.
AUCCAUCCAUCAGCAGGUAAAACGUCAUAAAUUUUUGCGCGAUGUGAAUAGUUGAAACGCACGUGUUAUAUUUUCUAAAAUUGUCUUUAUUUACUAUUAAAUAAGUAACUUGAUAAACAAAAAACGUUUUAGAAUUUUAAUCCAUCAAGUGUUGAAACUUUAAACACUUCAACAAUGUAAAUAUUAUAUUGUGCAAUGUCUAAAGAAGGUUAUAGUGGUGAAAGAAAAGAAGGUGAUAAUAAAGUGGUAUUAGAAAGAUUGCAGUCGUAUCUGAAAGAUAAAAGAAGUACGGAAAGUGUGGAGCCUUCGCUGAGUUACAGUAAACCAAGUACGAGCUUUGAUCAAAGUGUAAACGUUCCCGCUUUCGAAGACAGUAGCAACAUCCUGCGCGAAGUGCUGAACCACAAGAAAGCUCAGUUGCUGAGACAGCCGGAAAUAGUGGAGUACCUAAAAUCAGUGUCAUCCGAUCUUAAGAAGUAGAAUAUACUAUCAACAAUGGCAGUGGCAGCACAAAAGUCCGUUUCGACGUUGAUGCGUAAAACCCUGCAGCGGCAGGCAGCUGUAGCCAGAGAGAAAUUCAAAUUCAAUAAAAAUCAAGUAGAGCAAAUCUUGCUAGCCUAUGUGAGAGAGAAAAAAACUGGGCCAUACAAUGAUUUGCUAAAAGUUCUGAAGGACAUUCCUUUGAACGACGAAAACUAUCAGAUUCUCUUUGAAGAUAGUCUGUCUUGUGUGGUUCUGUUAGGACGUGACUUCAAACAGUAUGUGGAACUUGUGUGUAGUGUUGAGUUUGCCAGCCGGAGGGAGGAUCUCGUGGAGCUGUUCAGCAGAUUUGUGCUGAGCUUGGUUACUGCUCAUACAUACCAUUGUGCGAGUGUGAUGACCUGUCUUAUUAAGUUGUUCAAAGCUGAAGGUGAAAACUGGGAAGACAGUCCACCGCCAGAAACAGUGAUGAAAUGGUCAAAUAUCCACACAGUUAUUGCACAAAUUGUAGCCAUCAUGCCUAUGUCCAGUGAUCUCCUAAUGCAAACAGUGAUAGAUGGGUUUCCUUAUUACAAAGCAGGCUGCUACAUCAAUAGGUCAUACAUACACAAUCUAAUAUGGAUGAGCAAAUACAUACCACUACUUCAGGAACAAAUUGUGACGACCAUAGUUAGCAGAUUAGUAAUAAUGGAUGUAAAUUUAGUAGACCGCUCAAAGAACAGAGUACCGGCUGAGACACUGUUUGAAAUGGACACGGACGAGCAAGACGUUCUUACAGACUCAUUGGACUACUGCAUGUUGGAAAUGUUGAAAUGGCUUGAAGAGGAAAGAGAUCCUGCACUGAACAUCUUGUGCAACGUCUUCGAAAGAGUUGUUCUUCCAACCUAUGGUAUUAAAUACGUCCAAUUCCUGCUGCUAUACACGAUAUCGAUCAACCAGCAAUGCGCCGACCGUAUACUAAACAACUUGUGGAUAGUGGCGGCAGGUCUUCACGGGUUGGGACCCGGUGCCUUAGCGACCCGGCGGACAGCUGCCAGCCAUCUGGCUGGUUUACUAGCGCGCUGCGUCAGGGUUCCUAACUCCAGACUGAUUCACUACCUAAGGAACAUGGCGGAAUGGUGCCACUCGUAUAUCACGGCGACUCAGGAGUCAACAGCGGCGUGUGAUAACACCAAAGUGCACGGCUCCUUCCAUGCUGUGUGCCACGCCAUCUUUUAUCUGGUCGCGUUCAAAAAUCAUCACCUGUUUAUGAAUAAAGAAAAUCUCCUCUUCGUCGAGUCACUCAACCUCCCUCGUCUAGUAACCUGCAACCUGAACCCGCUCCGCACGUGUCCGCCGCAAGUCACGCACGCAUUCUCUUCAGUGACGCGCGCGCACCAAGUCGUGUACUGCCAAGCUAUCAUCGAGAAGAACGCGCGACACACGCUGCAGUCUGCUGCUCAAGAUUACGACGACUGGUUCCCGUAUGAUCCCUAUACGCUGCCUGUAUCCGGAAAGAUAAUCUGGCCCUUAUGCAUAGAGUACAAAGACUUCCUAAAGGACGGCGACAACGAGUCGCAGUAUACGCACAUGAAAAUAAAGCUUGAAGAAGACGACGACUACCUAAUGUUAGCCAGCCCCACGAAAAGGAUAACGAACGGCAUUUCACCCGGAUUCAGAACCAGUGAAUCUAUUAUGAUGUAGAGAAUAUGACUGACUUGGAGAUUACUAAUACUGCUUGGACAGUUAGCAUCAAAAGUAGUGAUAGUCCAAAGAUUUUAAAAACCUCUUUUGAUACUUUCUGUACCAUAAAAGGCAUCCAAUGUAAGCCUUAAAAAUUACUGAUUUAAUACAAAUGUUAAGUUUUAGCCCAAUAUUAAUGUUAUUAAGAUUGUGUCAUACUUUUUUGAUAUGUAACUAAAUAAUACAUAUACUUAUCAAUGGUAUAUUUUAUGUAGUAGCGAAGAAAAAAUUGCUAUAUUGCCUACCAGUAAAUAAUUUGCUUUACUUUUUUCUUAAUUCAUGUUAUCUAUUGGAUUCAGAUGAUAAUUAAAGUCUGUUUUAAGUAAAUUAUUUAUUCACCUUGAUUUUUAAAUAAAACAUGUAAAAACA